ACCAGUUCAAUGACAUGCUUUUCCGCUAUAACGGAGAUCACAGUAUCGUUUAGCAUUCCUGUAUGCUAAACCAAAGUUUAUAUACAUAGUUUGUAUUCCUACAGGGAAUAUUUCAUUUUUAUUAUGUUUCGAUAAUGGCACAGAUAUGUAAACGUGAGUUACUUGUUUUCUCCUUUGGUCCUAUACAUUUCUGUUUUGUUUUAUAAAAUGAAUGAAGCUAAUAAAAAACGAGAAGGUUGCACAUGGACUCUUGCACUAACGGUGUGCUCUGCAGCCAUUGGUGGCACUUUUCAGUAUGGCUACAAUAUUUCAGUCAUCAAUGCACUCACAUCUCAUGUGCAGACGUUCAUUAAUGAGACAUGUAUGAAGAGAUGGGGUACAGCUCUUGAGUCUAGUCAGGUGACACUGAUAUGGACCAUUAUAGUUUCAGCUUUCUCACUAGGUGGACUAUUUGGAUCCCUGCUCGCUGGCCCAAUGGCAAUCCAGUUUGGGCGCAAGGGAGCUCUGCUACUGAACAACUGCUUCCUUUUUAUGAGUGCCAUCCUGGCUUUGAGCAGUCGCUCAGCUGGAUCCUUUGAAAUGAUUAUCCUUGCUCGUCUACUUGUAGGAGUCAAUGCUGGAGUUAGUAUGAACGUCCAGCCCAUGUACUUUGGAGAGAGCGCACCUAAGGACCUAAGAGGUGCUGUGGCCUUUUCUUCUGCUGUUUUUACUGCUCUAGGAAUCUUGUUGGGCCAGGUCACUGGUCUGACAGAAGUCCUGGGCAGAGAGACCCUCUGGCCAUAUCUACUGGCAAGCAAUGCUCUUCCUGGCCUAUUGCAGAUGCUCACCUUGCCUUGGUUUCCAGAGAGCCCACGUUACCUGCUCAUUGACCGAGGAGACCGAGAGGCAUGUGGCAGAGCCUUGAAACAGCUUCGAGCAUGCAGUAUUUUUAAUGCAGAGAUGGAAGAGAUUCUUCAUGAGCAGGCAGGAACCGGUGACACUCGUGCCAAAACUCUGUGGGAACUCUUCACCGACCAAGGUCUUCGCAGGCAGCUCUUCACUGUUAUGGUAGCCAGUAGUGCUAUGAUGCUGAGUGGUAAUGAUUCCAUUUACUUCUACGCCUCUUAUAUCUUUCAGGAAGCUGGUAUUCCUAUAGAGAAGAUACAGUAUGUCACAAUUGGCACAGGUGCCUGUGAGUUCACCUCUGCCAUUGUGUGUAAUCUACUGAUAGAGCAUGUUGGCCGCAGAUUGCUUCUUGCAGGCGGGUAUAUGCUCAUGGCUUGCUGGGCCGUGGUCUUCACUGUGGCUCUCUCAUUGCAAGGCAAAGUAGAGGGCAUGCCCUAUCUGAGUAUGGUUUGUGUGUUUGCCUACAUCUUGAGUUUUGGCAUGGGUCCUGCAGGGGUCACAGGGAUUCUUCCUGCCGAACUGUUUGAUCAAAUGGCAAGGCCUGCGGCUUACAUGAUUGCUGGCUCCAUGAUGUGGCUUAGUCUCUUGCUUAUAGGCAUGGCAUUCCCAUUUAUAGUUAACGGUUUAGGACAGUUCUGCUUCAUCCCCUUUGGUGCAGUUUGUAUGGCUGCAAGUCUUUUCAUUGGUUUUACUUUACCUGAAACUAAAGGGAGGACACUAGCAGAGAUCACUAAGGAGUUUGACAAGCUGAAUAGGAAAAGCACCUCUAACGGACUUUCUAAUCAUGGACCGAAUGAGCAGACCCAAAGCCUGAAUGAUCAGACACUAGAAUACCAAGAGACUGAAAAUAUUUGAUUUAGAGGGUUGCAGAUUGUGUUGCUAAAUAAUAAGUUGAACUUGAACUAAAGUUAGAAUCAAAGUGCAGCAUGGUUUUAUUUGUCAAAUAUACAAUGGGACGCUUUGGUGCAAAGGCAGUGAAAUGUAUUGAAAUACUUCAAUACCUAGUUUUGAAGUUUGAAAUGCUGUAAUUCCAGUGCUUGAAAACAAAAUUGGUGUUAAAGAUAUAUAAUAUUUGAGGGUCUACUUAGUAGUAUGAUAUUGCACUUUGGUCGUUAUAUAAUCAAACAAGCUUUACAGAGCAAUAAAGGCAAUGCACUGUUGUAUUUUAUGUGCUUGAUUAGCCUUAUUUAUUACGUCUUGUUAAGUUAAUAAUUUAACCUCUUAUUUAUUCUAAAGGCAUUUUUGUUAUGGCUCUGUCUGUUUUUCUACCCCCUUUUCUCUUUCACAUUUGAAGUGCUGCUAGGUAAUAUAAUAACUACAAUGUAAAAAAAUAUAUAUAUAAAAAAAAAAAACAGGUGCAUGUUGGAAUUUUAGGUGGAACUGUAAUCUGGAUUCCUUUGUCACAAAUGUAUGUUCUACUUUGAUCCUGUUUCUCAGAGUACUUCAAUCUAAAUGCCUGCAAAAUAAUGAAGAAAUGUAAUUUGCACUAAUGUAUCUUACCUCAAUGGACAUGUAUUAUGAAGCUAUUAUUUAUUCAUAUAAAAUAGUUUUUUAGUUACAUGUAUAAAAAGCAACAUCCAAACAGCAAUGCGUUAUAUUACACUACAAUCUUUUAUGCAUUUGUCAGAGAUCAAAACAAUUAUUGCCAAAUGCGUGCAUGCUACUUCUUUACAUUUUGUACCAGCAGAUGGCACUAUAUCACCAUCGUUCCUGUCUGAGCUGUGUUAAUCUACUCAAUUGAAUGCAGAAUUUUUCAUCAAAACAAGGUCACCCACACCAGCAUGUCAUUCCAUUCAGGUGACAUAUAGGCCUCAUAGUUGUGAGAUGAAGACAAUCGGUGUGAGCACUGGAUAAAUGACCUUAUGUUGUGCCUUUCCUUUGAUUAUAGUUCCACAUAGUGGCUGUCUACUGAACAUAUAGAAUGAUUGCUAAAGUUAUAACCUCAUAUCAAAUCAAAUGUACUAUCUGUGUCUGAAAAAAUGACUGCUGUUUCUGUGAAUGAAUGUUCUGAUGUUGUAAAGAGUUGCUUGAGGUAAUA
Messenger RNA from Xyrauchen texanus (razorback sucker), 2923 nucleotides. RefSeq names its product solute carrier family 2, facilitated glucose transporter member 11-like. Gene Ontology annotation, cellular component: membrane. Gene Ontology annotation, molecular function: hexose transmembrane transporter activity. NCBI's taxonomy places the organism in Eukaryota, Metazoa, Chordata, Actinopteri, Cypriniformes, Catostomidae. Gene Ontology annotation, biological process: monosaccharide transmembrane transport. The record is from RefSeq and is a predicted model, not a curated record. Bases 208 to 1740 code for a protein of 510 amino acids. The transcript has a single exon.